AUGAACGCCAAGCUGUAAGUCCUCAAAUAUUGUAGCUUUCCAAUUAUUGUCCGAUUCCAGCUUCAUCCUCAUCUCGCUCGCCGUCCUCUUCUGCGCGGUCACCGAAACUCAAGCGCAGUACUAUGGAUACGGAUACGGAUAUUAUCCAUCCUCGUACUACGGAUACGGUAGCGCUUAUGGAUACGGAUAUCCGUACUACGGUGGCUACGGAUAUUACGGAAAGAGAGAGGCCGGAUUCGGAGGACAACAACAGGCUCAGCAAGGAAACGGACAGAAUCAGUGA
Messenger RNA from Caenorhabditis sp. 36 PRJEB53466, 283 nucleotides. Lineage: Eukaryota; Metazoa; Nematoda; Chromadorea; Rhabditida; Rhabditidae. The record is from the annotation of a GenBank genome assembly.